This is a messenger RNA of Drosophila navojoa, 5681 nucleotides long. RefSeq names its product C2 domain-containing protein 5. Gene Ontology annotation, biological process: intracellular protein transmembrane transport; positive regulation of D-glucose transmembrane transport; positive regulation of vesicle fusion. NCBI's taxonomy places the organism in Eukaryota, Metazoa, Arthropoda, Insecta, Diptera, Drosophilidae. The record is from RefSeq and is a predicted model, not a curated record. Gene Ontology annotation, cellular component: plasma membrane. Gene Ontology annotation, molecular function: calcium-dependent phospholipid binding; calcium ion binding.
AUCACUAGAAAAUAUGAAAAACAUUGGCUGAAAUUAUAGAAACAACGUGCAAAUUGGCGUUUUAAAUAAAGAGUAUUUCUAUUAGGACGGUGUGCGUGUUGUGCGGUGAUUGUUCGGGGCAGUUUACGAAGCUAGCGAGUGGCGUCGGCAGGCACCAAAAUGCCAGGAAAAGUGGGCGUCAAAAUAAAAGCUGCGCGUAAUCUGCCAGUGAUGGACAAGAGCAGCGAGACAACGGAUGCCUUUGUGGAAAUUAAGCUGGCUAACAAAGAGCACAAAACGGAGGUGUUUCGGAAAAGCUUGAAUCCCACAUGGAAUACCGAUUGGUUUCGCUUUGAAGUUGACGACGCAGAGCUACAGGAUGAACCGCUGCAAAUUCGGCUAAUGGACUAUGACACAUACUCAGCAAAUGAUGCGAUUGGCAAGGUGAACAUAAGUCUCAAUCCACUUUGUCUGGAGAGCUCUAGUCAGUCGACCCAUGGCAAGGGCAUCGUGCUCUCUGGGUGGAUACCGGUCUUCGACACAAUGCACGGAAUACGCGGUGAAAUAAACAUAAUUGUGAAGGUGGAUCUGUUCUCCGAUGCCAACAAGUUUCGCCAGAGCUCUUGUGGUAUUCCCUUCUUUCAUUCACAAUGUGUUCCCUUUGGUUAUCGUGCUCAAGUCAUCCAUGGUUUUGUCGAGGAACUGGUGGUUAAUGAUGAUCCAGAGUAUCAGUGGAUCGACAAGAUCCGCACACCACGCGCUUCCAACGAGGCACGACAGGUUGUCUUCCUCAAGCUCUCUGGCCAGGUGCAGCGCAAAAUGGGAUUAAAGGCCAUUAACAUGGGCGCCAAUGCAGUCAUCGGCUAUACGCAGUGCUUUGAUCUAGAAGGUGAUGUUGGAGUUGUGGCACGUGGUGUCGGCACAGCUGUCACCCUAAUCAAGGACACCAGCACCAGUCAGCCAAACAGUGCAGACAUAGCCCUCAUCGAAGAAGUCCAAAAAUAUUUAGAUUUUCUCAACUGCACCAGUGGCAGCAGCGCUAGCCUCCCACUGUCCGGCAGAUCACCUCAAUAUCGUCUUAAUAUAUACAAGCAGCCCAGUCUUAGCUCGCCCAGUUCGGCGGCGGCAGCAGCAGCAGCGGCAGCAACGUUGUUCUACUUGGAAAGCGGCAGUAGCGAUACGGAGGAUGCGGAUGUUAUGCAAAAUCUCCUGAGGCAGGAGGAUGAACGUGGCGAGAGAACACGAGAGAAAAGGUUGCGACAUCGCAUGCACCGUAUGACUUUGUCGUCGCGGAAUGUGUUUAGCGAGAAGUACGCAACGCUUUUGCGGCGCAUCGAGCCCAAGAUACCGGAGAAUGCCACGCAAUCGCUAAGCAAUAUAUUCAGCGGAGUCGGAUCAAGCACAAAGCGUCGCCGUAAGUCGCGCAACGCAAUGGGCAAACGAGCACCGCAAGCCAUAACACGCUCGAUUAGCGAUGACACGGGCGCUGGGCCAUCUAUGUGUCAACUGGCAGUUCCACGACUGCCCGUGUACCAGGAGAAUACACGCUCAGCGCCGGAUCUGGAAAUGGAUGCCUUUCAGCGUAAGUCCACGUGCUCCACGGACUCAUCGGACUCGUUGUCUAUAAUUGAAAUACUUGCCCCAGGCAUUGACAGUGCAGCAGCAGCAGCAGCAGCAGAAGGCGACUCAAGUGACGAGGAGCUGAAACAGCUGCAAGCCUUCAAAGAUGAUGAUGAACUGCAGGAUAACUGGAUUAAGCCGGGCGAGACGCGCAGCUGUGAGAGCCAGCUCGAUUUGACGCCCAAGCGACACACGCUGCUCGAGGACCUGAAGGGUUUCUCGCGUCGUCUCCAACAACUGAUGCAUCUGACACCCAAGCAGCCAGUCCAACGGAAACGUUCCCUGCUGCUGGCCGCUGCUGCACUCGAGCCGUCUAUGGAACGCAAAUCGUAUUACAGCUCACAGCCGGAACUGCCCACAAGCAGCGCACUCGACUGGCCCUGUGCAGACCUGAGUGCAUUUGCAUCCAUGCUGCAGCUGAAUCACUUGCCCAGCUACGAAUCCAAUUUGCAACGCUGUGCUUCGCUUUCGCACUUCGCAAGCGUUAGAUCUCUAGAUGUUGCACCAUUAGUAAAGUUUGAUUCCCGUGCAUUACCAACGACACCGCCAUCAGUACCUCCAGUAGCCCAAGAAGUAAUUCAAGAAUAUCCGAACACGUUGCUGCCAGUUGCGCCCGUUGUCUGCAUUUGCCCAUCGACCCCAACCCCAACAGAAUCCGAAAAUAGCUCACAGCAGUCGCGUGCUUUUGAUUAUUAUGAUCCACCCGAUUUCGAACUAGACCAUGUUGUAAAUAUCUCUAAUAGUACUAACCAUAGUAACAACAAUAAUGAAUCAUCAUUGCUUGCUCCAUGCUAUUCUGUUUCGCCAUUUGCCAUACCAAACCAACAACAACGCUCAACUAGGUCCAGCAGCGAGCUUCAGCAACAGCAACAGCAGCAACAGCAACAGCAACAACAACAGCAGCAGCAGCAGCAACAACAGCAGUCACAGCAACAACAACAACAGUCGACACCACAGGGCGUGCUCAUACCCACCACAAUUGCGUCGAUCGAGAAUAGUUCGAAUGGUAAAAAGCUGGCAUCGCCGGUUACCAGCAAUCGGUCAAAGCUAACGCCCAGUCCCUCCAAGAGCGGCAUUUCGGGUGGCACAAAUGCGGACAGUGCAUCCACAUCGACUACUUCGACGGCCACAACAAUGGUGCAGGUCAAGGAAGUGAGUGAGAUCUGCCGUCGUUCGUCCGACUCCGAUCUGAGUGUCACGCCCAAAGGCAUAGCCUAUGCAUUGCAUCGUAAGCGUAACUCCGUUUGCGUGGCUAGCGAGCGACUGGCGGCGGCCACGGCUAUGAUGCGUUUGAACACACCCACCGUGGGCAGCAAGACAACCGACAGUCUGGACAUGCUGGAGUAUCCGUUCUUAACUAUGACCAAGUAUCCAACUGGGUUCAUCCUGCACCUGGGCGCCACUGUGGCAGCACGGUCCGUUAAACUCCUGGAACGUGUACCCAAUCCCGAUGAGCCGGAGGUGCGUGACAGCUGGUGGACGGAGCUGCGCAUGGAAAUUCGCUCACAUGCCCGCUCUUUGGGCUGCAACGUGGUGCUGGGCUACGCGGAGUCCACAAGCAUAUCCGACGAUGUGUGUGUUUUGUCAGCUACUGGAACCGCUGCAGUUAUUAACAUGGUCUUCAAUCGGUCUAUUUCGCAAACGGACAUCUUCGCCAUAUCAAAGGUAACCAAUAAUGUGACCGCCAUGUCCAACUCCAUGGAGGAUCGAGAGGCAAAUGGCAGCGCUGGUGAAGCAGCAGCCUCUGUCAAGGACGGCAGCUCGCAGGGUACUGCCAACGGCUCGGCUAGUAAACGCUUCGGCUUUCCAAAUCAAGGUUCCCAACGUAACACCUGUGCCAUCUGCCACGUGCCGUACAAUUUGGGCAACGUACCCUUUAAUAUCAAGAUGAAGAAGUGCGCUAUCUGCCGCAAGGGCCGAGUGCCGGAUGUUCUGUUGGCCACACUGGAAGUGCCGGAAUAUAUGCAGGUGACUGGACGUGGCUGCUUCAUGCAGGCUCAGGUGGUGCGCGCCAAGAGGGAUCUGCGCGCCGAACUGAAUGCCAAAGAGAUUUCCGAUGGAUUGCCCUUUCUGGAGUACGAGCUACAUCGUGUGUUGAUCAAUAAACUGAAGGCGAAAGGCAUGAAUGCCAUUUUUGGACUGCGCACCCAGGUGGCCAUUGGCGAACGCAUGAUAGCAUUAAUUGCCACGGGUACGGCACUAUUUUUGACUGCAUUGCCCGUGCCGAUGGUGCCAAAAAUAAUGGCCGGUAACUCGUGGACGGACAAGCAGAAGCUCAACGAGCUCCAGAAGAAAUUGCAGGAGACAUUUGAGCGCAACCAAGAGAUCUAUCAGCUAAAGAAUAUGGAUCCCGAUUUGGCUAGCAUCAGUGGCGGAGCAGGCGGCGAUAAGCAAUCAGAUACGGAUGAUUCCGAUGAUGAGGAAAUGAAUGAAAUCGAUUUGAACUGCGGCAACAAAGAGCUCUGUGUACUUGAGGUAGAUGAUAUCGAGGACCUGGAAAUCAUUUCACUACUCAUGGAACCAUAUCCACCCGAGGGCUUCCAUGUGGUUAACACACAGCAGGUGCCCGGCAUGCAGGAGCUGGAUGCUGUUAAAAACCUUCAAAUGUUUACGCAAGUAUGGCGAGCUCGCCUCGACGUGGGACAGAGCGUCAAUGGAUUCCCCAAGCACUUUCAGCGACUUCUGCAGACGAUAUAUUUCAAGCUGCGCACAAUGAUACCCUGUGCAAUAUGCGAUCUACGCUUUAGACUGGAUUUGCCUGAAACGGACCAAAUCCAAUUACUUGUCACCGGCAUGGCCAUGGGCUUGAGCGAUGGCAAUAAAAUGAAAUACCGUCGCCGGGCACCGGCGGCCGCACAAUUACCAAAUGGUUCGAGUGAUGCAGCACCGGCUGUUCACGAAACUCAAUCCCAGCCGGAGAUGAAUGGUAAGCGCAUGCUGCAAGAAGAGGAUUACAUAUUUCCACUGGACGAAGAUCAAAUGGUUGAUACACCCACGCCAACCAGCUCGGCCAUUCCUCCCUUUGGCAUGAGCUCUUUCAAAGUGCGAAAGACUUCGCCAUCGCGACUCUCUAAUCUGAUGACACCCUCCCCUGCACCAAAACUAAUAAAUAUAGGCGCGCCGCCACGCAGUCGCUACUCUCCACUUCGCGAUCGUUAUGGCGUAGACCUGACACCACUUAGCUUCAUACCGGGUGGUCGUAUUGACAAGUAUUUGGGCAAUCUGAACUUCUUCUUCAUUAGGGAGAGCACCUCAAUACGAGAGAACGGCGGCAUUAGCGGAUUUGUGCAUAGUUUCAUUACCGAACUGCUGGCAGUUGUGCGCGCCCAUAUUGCUUCGCUGGGCGGCAAUGCAAUGGUCUCAUUCUAUUUGACCGAACUCAUUUUGUUCGACAAUCAGCACAAGAAUCAGGGACAGUGUCUGAUUAGCAUUGGCGGUGAUGCAGUAUAUGUCAACUACUUUGCCGACGACUGAUACAACCGAUUGCGGGGCAUAUAGCGCCAGUUCUUCGCGAAUCGUCCAAGAAGUCUUUACUACUGAAGAAGCCCCGGUUUUGCUCUCUGAAUUUUUCUCUCUUCCUCUACUUCACUCUGGAUGCCAACUCUUAGUAGUUUUUGGCUCUCUAACUCGGCGUUGUAUGGGUCAAUAGUGUGAGGAUCCCAUGUAGAAGCGCUGUUUACUUAAAUAUACAUAUAGUAGUUGUACUGGUGCAUACUACUGUGUCGUCUAUCAAAUUGAAAUCAUGCAAUAUUUGAACUGUGACUUGACGUUCAAGAUGUAGGAUGAAUUUUUCAUGUAUUGUUAUUUGUUUGCUUAAUGUUUAAAAAUUAGCUACUCGCAAUUAUCAUGACCGUAGUUUGUACAUAGCCGAGAUGUUUAUUAAAUUUACAUUUUGAUAGAUAAUUUGAUGCCUUCAGCUGUGAGGCAUAGCUCUUAGCAAUUAUACAGUAUACACAGCGAAGUGUAAUUAAUUUUGGCAAAACAAAAGUCAGCCAAUAACUUAUGUAACAUAUAUACAUAUAUUAUAUCUAAUACUAAAUAAUAUGCAAUCUUUGAAAUUAGAAUCCAAAAAGUAUCCAACA